AUUAAUACUAUCACUAAGUAUCACUAUCACGAACGGGAUCAAGUGCCAACAUUCACACGCUAACUUGUUCUCUGCGGCAGAGUGACGCAUUCAAGAUGCCGGAAAUUUACCUUUUGGUGUCGAUCUCCCACCAAAUGUGCGAGGUAUUAAGCACGACGAGUUCGUAUAAAUAGGAGUGUUCAUUGACGCGUCUUGUCUCAUUCAAUUCAUCCCACAUCCUCACCUCUCAGAGCAUCUUUGAAAACUAUGCCUACUAUCUCUACCGCUGCAAAAGUCCUCGUCUCAGGCGCCAACGGGUUCCUCGCCACGUGGGUGGUGCGCUCCUUCUUGGAGCAAGGCUACACCGUGCGCGGCACUAUUCGCUCGGCGAGCAAGGGAGCGAAUCUUAAGGAGCUCUUCAAAUCGUACGGCGACAAGCUCGAGUUGGUGGUCGUGCCCGAUAUCACUGCGGUGCGUGUGCAUGGAUGGUGUUCAUGGGCGAGAUGGCGGGACGACGAUGCUCAUGUCCGAAUUCCAGGAGGGAGCGUUCGACGAGGCUGUCAAGGGCGUCGAUGGGAUCGCACACACCGCCUCGCCGUUCUACUUCAAUGUGACCGAGCCCUCUGGUAUGUUUGGCGCUUUACUGCUCUCCGCGUCUGAGUCUCACACCACGCCAUAGAGCUGAUCGAGCCCGCGGUCAAGGGUACAGUGGGGAUGCUCCAGAGCGCCCUUAAAUACGGCUCCAAUGUCCGCCGUGUCGUCGUCACGUCGUCGUGCGCGUCUAUCAUCGACCUGACCCACACGAAGCCGACUGUCUUCACGGAAGAACACUGGAAUGAUGGAGCAGUCCAAGAGGUGGAGGCCAAAGGCGUCGAUGCCAACAAUGGCGCUAAGUACUGUGCGAGCAAGACCCUGGCC
This is a messenger RNA of Mycena citricolor, 897 nucleotides long. The record is from the annotation of a GenBank genome assembly. Lineage: Eukaryota; Fungi; Basidiomycota; Agaricomycetes; Agaricales; Mycenaceae.